This is a messenger RNA of Poeciliopsis prolifica (blackstripe livebearer), 5283 nucleotides long. It is a transcript of the gene wfs1b, whose product is annotated as Wolfram syndrome 1b (wolframin). Gene Ontology annotation, biological process: calcium ion homeostasis; endoplasmic reticulum unfolded protein response. Gene Ontology annotation, molecular function: protein binding. The transcript has 10 exons. Gene Ontology annotation, cellular component: endoplasmic reticulum; endoplasmic reticulum membrane. NCBI's taxonomy places the organism in Eukaryota, Metazoa, Chordata, Actinopteri, Cyprinodontiformes, Poeciliidae. The coding region runs from base 160 to 3075 and encodes 971 amino acids. The record is from RefSeq and is a predicted model, not a curated record.
CUGACUUUCCUGCGCACUGUUGGUGUCUGGAGUUUGACCACUGUCAAAGGAAAGGACAUGUCUCUUUCUCAGGAUCCAAACGAACAACUGACUUGAAACAGCAAGUCACGAGACAAUCACCAGAGACACUUCACUAAUUCCUGAAAUAAACCGGAAGUCAUGGAUCCUUCAUCCCCAGGCAACCUGCCCACACCAAAGCUCAACCCUUCAUCUCCAACCUCCAUGAGGCCUGGAACGUCCUCGCUUGGCUCAUCGGCGAGCUCCUCCACCCUUGAACCGAAGAGGCAUAAAGUUACGUUGCCGACGCCUUCGACCACUCCAUCACCUUCUCCCUCCGCCGCCUCGCCUCGCCAGAUAUCUCCAUGGCUUCAUUCUCGCUCUUCCUCCCUUUCCACACUGACGACUUCAUCUCCCCGCCAGCCCAGCAGAAGCUUUUCGCAGCCAGGCAGAUCUCAGCUCAAUGCAGCGGCAUCAACAGGAAGUCUUCUUAAUGGAUCAUCGGUUGCUGCGAUGCCUCCAUCGCCUGUUUCACCUGAACCAGAUGAGCCAGAGGAGGACGUCCGUCUUGAAGAUUUGGAGGAGAGAGCAAAGUCAGGUGAUGCUAAAGCACAAACUAAGAUGGGUCGUUACUUUCUGAUGUUAGCAGAAGAAAGCGAUGAAGAGCUGAAUAACUGCACAGCGGUCACAUGGCUGAUCCAAGCUGCUAAACAGGGCCGCAGAGAUGCUGUCAAACUCCUGCAGCAGUGCUUAAAAUCCAGAAAAGGAAUCACUUUAGAAAACUUUGAGGAGGUUAAGAAGUUAUGCACCGAGACACGUUUUGAGAGGGGAGUCAGGAAAGCAGCUCUGCUCAUGUACUUUAAGCUGAACCCAGAGAAGAAGAAGUCUGUGGCAGUUUCUGAGCUGCUGGAGAACGUGGAGCAUGUUCACACAGAAGCAGGCAAACCCAUCUGCUCAGCCCCACUCAACAGCUCUGCUAAGAAACAAAGGCGAGUCCUGGAGACCAUGGUCUCCAGAGAAGCCAGUUCUCAUGUGGGUCUGGAUGAUUUUGUUGAGAUGACAAAGAAAUAUGCUCAGGGUAUUGCACCAUCACCCGCCAUGGCCGCUGCAGUAGAUGAUGACGAUGAUGAUGUGGUCGUGAAAAAUCCAGAUGAGUUGCCGCUUCAUCAGAAGUUGCUGAAGUUCCCUCUGUACGCUCUGCUGGAGAUAAAAGAGCAUCUCAUAGACUGGGCGUCGCGGGCCGGCAUGCAGUGGCUCAGCGCCCUCAUCCCCACUCACCACGUUAACGCACUCAUCUUUUUCUUCAUCAUCUCCAACCUCACCAUUGAGUUCUUCAUCUUCAUCAUCCCGCUGCUGAUUUUCUACCUCUCCUUUUUCUCCAUGGUCAUCUGCACACUGCGGGUUUUUCAGAAUUCAAAGGCGUGGGAAAAUUUCCGAGCUCUCACAGACCUGCUCGCUCAUUUUGAGCCUGGUCUGGAUCUGGACCAGGCUGAGACCAAUUUUGGAUGGACACACUUGGAACCUUACCUGUACUUCCUGCUCUCAGUGGUCUUCGUUGUGUUCUCCUUCCCUGUUGCCGAUAAAUCCUGGGUCCCCUGCUCAGAGCUAGCUGCCAUCGCGCUCUUCUUCACCAUCACAGCCUUCCUCAGCCUCCACGCCUCUGCUCAGCUCUUCGCCCGUAAAGCCCUUCUCACUGAGGUCCUUUCAGGAGCAUGCUCCCUCACUCAGCUGCUACCCAACUCCUUCUGGUUCUUGCGGAUCUUUGGGAAGACGUUUGUCACAGUGCCUCUCGGAGACGCCGUGGUGUUAAAUCUUGGCAUGCCGUGGCUUUUGUACGGACACCUCUUCUAUCUUCUCUUCCGCAUGGCCCAGCUGAAAGGCUUCAAGGGAACCUACCUGUGCUUGGUGCCUUACUUGGUUUGUUUCACCUGGUGUGAACUUUGCUUGGCAUUCCUCAAUAACGCCUCAGCCAUAGGACUAAUUCGGACUUGUAUAGGCUACUUCCUGUUCCUGUUUGCCCUUCCUGUUCUCACACUGGGUUUGGCUGCCAUGAUUAUGAUCCAGUUAGUGCAGUGGUUUCUGACCCUGGAGGUAACAAAGAUGGUGGUGACACUGAUUGUCUGCUUUGUGCCCGUGGUGUUGAGGCUCUGGACUCGCUUCAGCCUCAACCCCAUCGUGCUUUUGAGGUCUUUGUCACGGAGCAGCGUCGUCAAGCUCAUCCUGGUGUGGCUGAGUGCGGUGAUGCUUUUCUGCUGGAUGUAUGUCUACAGGUCUGAAGGAAUGAAGGUGUACAACUCUACCCUGACAUGGCCUGAAUACAGCAACCUCUGCGGGCCAUUGGCCUGGAAGGAGUCCAACAUGGCCCAAACUCAGAUUCUUUGCUCCCACCUGGAAGGACACAGAGUCACCUGGACGGGACGCUUUAAAUAUGUCCGUGUGACGGAAAUUGAGAAUGGGCCGCAGUCGACGAUCAACUUGUUUCCUGUUUUUCUAGGAAACUGGAUGCGCUGUCUGUAUGGCGAACCCUAUCCGGUGUGUGAUGAGGGGAAACAAAACGCAGCUGCUGAGCCUCAACCGCUGCCGGCUCCAGCUCCUCCUCAAGAAGAUCAGCUUUGCAAACUGAAAACCCUGGCCAAGCACGAGUGCCACGUCAAGCGCUUUGACCGGUACAAGUUUGAGGUCACACUGGGAAUGCCGCUCGAGAGGAAGACUAAGGACGGGACAAUCAUAGAAGAUGAAGAUGCAACCAAGGACAUAGUCUUGCGGGCGAGUAACGAGUUCAAGUCUGUGCUUUUACACCUGAACGCUGGCAGUCUGGUGGAGUUCAGCACCAUCCUGGAAGGGCGUUUGGGCUCCAAAUGGCCCGUGUUUGAGAUGAAGGCCAUCCACUGUGUGUCCUGCGGGGAUGCCCGCAUUCCCAAGCGCAAACAGUUCAAGAUUGAGCACGACUGGAGGCGCACAGCUCAAAACGCUCUCCAGUUUGGGUUCGACUUCUUCUUCAACCCCUUCCUGACAGCUCGGCUAGAAGAGCAGCCAGACACUGAAACAGAAAUGGUGGAGCAGGAGGACAAUUCUUAAACAGAAGAGGCCUCAUAAUAAUAAAGCUAUCGAAGACCACUAAUGAUUGUGCGACACCUAUAUAUCUGCAAUAUUGGUUAUUGACUACAAGGAACAAACAAAUCCUCAGGCAUUCGCUGUCUUUUAAAAGCCCUCGCACUCCUUGAACAUCGUCACAUUGGUUACAUUACAACCUCAACCGUACCUCACUGGGGAUCAAAAGCUGAAGAUCUGUCUGAUUUUUGUGUUAACACAAAAUAAGCUCUGAUCUAAGGCAUGCUGUGCUAGGUCUUGCUAUACAUUUGUAGUAAUUGAAAGGUGAACGUCUUCCACAUCCUCAAGUACUUCAAAAAAAAGAUUUUAAUUUCUCUGUAAUUUAGCUCAAUUCAUCCUCCUACUGACUACUGACCCUACUGCCUCCAUGUUUAACCAUAAGGAGCAGUGACAGCUUUUUCUCACACAUUUUUACAUGGAGAUCAGAAAGUUCCACUUUGGUCUCCUAUGACUAGAGCACCGUUAUCCACAUGAUUGCUGUAUCCUAUACAUUUUUGCAAAACCUUGAACACAGUUUUUAGGGCUUACUUUCUCCCUCAAAUAGUUAUAGACUAAUAAACUUUGCUUUUGUACAGAAAGUGCCACACUAAAACCAAAAUAAAACACUACCGAGAACAACAAAUAAAGCAGAAAUAAAAAUCUUGCAUCACCCAAACCUUAAAUAAAAUGGAAUAUUAAGCUCAUUUUAAUUUAAAAUGCGAUUAUGUGCUUAUUAGGACAGUUUUAUUGCUCUCUCUAUCCAGCCUUGGAUGGACAGCGAAGUCUUGGAUGAGCUGCAGUUGUGCCAUAAUCUUUAGAUAUUGGUUUUAUAACACUAAACGUCCCCACAAUGUAACCUUUAACCUGUCUGCUGCACUUCUUGGUCUUCAUGAUGGAUUGAGAAUGAGCUUGAUUUCAGCAUUUCAGAAAGAAAUUGAUUACUGUUUAUCAGAGUAAAAAGAGGAUGAAUGUGAAUGCAUAUAACACAAGACAAUCAAGAAUAAUGCAACAUUUCUUUCACUUUCUUAUUAUGCCUUGUUUUUGUUGAUCUACCACAUUAAAAAACAGAAACAUUGAAGUAGAUUGACGUUGGUGCCUGUAAUGUGACAUAUUGUGAAAAGUUCAUUAGGGUGUGAAUACUUUUACGAGACUCAAUAUAUCUGCCAAUAUGUGUUUGAGUUCUUACAGCUUUUGAGCCAAAACAUAAACAUGACAGAAGACAGAGUGAAAGUACAAAGCGAUCAGGAUUUACUGCCUAUUGCUACAGGUUUGCUAUGAGUUAUUUAGAAACCUUUCCUCCAGUUGAGGUUUCAUGUGUGCUGACCUUAAGAGUUAAUCAAGUGAUUUUUCUUUUGUUGCUAUUCAAACAUGUUCCCUGUAAAAUCUCAUAUUUGGUGGCUAAAGUCUUUGAGAUUUUCUGGGCUCCAUCUGUUCCUGUUUGUCCUAUAGUUAUUGAAGGACACACUGUUUGAAGGAGAUCUUUUGUUUUUGAUCAACACUAAAUUAUUUAACAGUGCUCAGUACAUGGUGAUUUUUUUUUUCUUUUUUUGUGAAAUUCAAUUAGAGUUGGAUAAAAAGUCUUUGCCCCCUUACAGAUUUGUGUUCUGUUUUGCUUCUUUUGUUUCAAAUGAAAUGUAAUAUUUCAGAUCCUCAAAUAACUUUUGACUUUGAAAACCUGAGUUAUUACAGACAUCUGCUUUCAGAAAAAAAAAGUUUAUUCAUUAAGAGAAAAAAAGUUUUCCAAGUCAAUCUUGUUCUAUGUGAAAACGUAAUUGCCCGACUUUGUCAUGCUUAGAUAAAAAUAAACAAAAUUUGAAAGGGGGCAACAUUGUAAAUUUAACAGCUUGACAAUGUUGUUUUUGCUUGCUUUAUUAUUCCAUGUUUGUUUCCAACAGUGUUUUGUCUACGUCUCUGCUGUGCAGGGAUUUAAUAUACUGAACAUUUAGUCCCUGAUUGAGGGUCUGUUUUGGAUGGCACUACUGUUUUCUGUACUGUGACCCAUAAAUAUGUCAAAACAAUAGCUUUUCGUUUUUAUUAAAAACUGCUAGAGCAGAUUUGGAGGUCUCCAUUUCAGUGUCAUUUGUGUAAAGCCAGAUUUUAAAUUUCUUAGUACUUCAAUGACUGUGGUGUUACUGCCUGCCUUCAGGGAGUAGUGAUAUGUUCAUGUUACAAUAAAGACAAAAUGCCUCAUAUGUA